AUGAUCAAACCCUCCAUCUAUCCUACUCAACCUCAAGAUCAAACCCUUACUCAACCACAAUCAUCCUCAAGAUCAAACCCUCCAUCUACCCUACUCAACCUCAAGAUCAAACCCUCACUCAACCCCAAUCAUCCUCAAGAUCAAACCCUCCAUCUACCCUACUCAACCUCAAGGUCAAACCCUUACUCAAUCCAAAUCAUCCUCCAGAUCAAACCAUCCCUUUUCGUAUUCAACCUCAAGAUCAAACCAUCUAUCAACCCCCAAUCAACCUCAAGAUUAAACCCUCCCUCAACCCUACUCAAUCUCAAGAUCAAACCCUCACUCAACCCAAAUCAAUCUUCAAGAUCAAACCCUCCAUCUACCCUACUCAACCUCAAGAUCAAACCCUCACUCAACCCCAAUCAUCCUCAAGAUCAAACCCUCCAUCUACCCUACUCAACCUCAAGGUCAAACCCUUACUCAAUCCAAAUCAUCCUCAAGAUCAAACCAUCCCUCUUUGUAUUCAACCUCAAGAUCAAACCAUCUAUCAACCCCCAAUCAACCUCAAGAUUAAACCCUCCCUCAACCCUACUCAACCUCAGGAUCAAACCCUCAAUCAAUCCCAAUCAUCCCCAAGAUCAAACCCUCCAUCUUCCCUAUACUUCAACCAUCAAGGAUCAAAAACCCUCACUCAACCCUUAA
Macrobrachium nipponense is the source of this 681-nucleotide messenger RNA. RefSeq names its product adhesive plaque matrix protein-like. The record is from RefSeq and is a predicted model, not a curated record. The coding region runs from base 1 to 681 and encodes 226 amino acids. The transcript has a single exon. Lineage: Eukaryota; Metazoa; Arthropoda; Malacostraca; Decapoda; Palaemonidae.